This is a messenger RNA of Uloborus diversus, 2141 nucleotides long. Its product is annotated as serine-arginine protein 55-like. Gene Ontology annotation, cellular component: ribonucleoprotein complex; cytoplasm; nucleus. The transcript has 8 exons. Gene Ontology annotation, molecular function: mRNA binding. Bases 159 to 1067 code for a protein of 302 amino acids. Gene Ontology annotation, biological process: alternative mRNA splicing, via spliceosome; mRNA splice site recognition. The record is from RefSeq and is a predicted model, not a curated record. NCBI's taxonomy places the organism in Eukaryota, Metazoa, Arthropoda, Arachnida, Araneae, Uloboridae.
UUCACUUCAAACUCCCCCGUAGAUUUUGUGAAAAUUCUUGAAUUAAACUAAACUUUAAAAGGAGUUAGAAACGUAAAUAUAGAAAGUAAAGUUGACUUGGUGUUUGUGUUGAAGAAAGAUUAGAGUUUCUUUCAAGAUAGAUAAAAAAAGAGGAAGAAAUGAGUGCUAGGGUAUACAUAGGACGUUUAAGUUACGAAGUAAGAGAGAAGCAUUUAGAGAGGUUUUUUAAAGGAUUUGGAAAAAUUCGUGAAAUUUUGAUAAAGAAUGGAUUUGGCUUUGUGGAAUUCGAAGAUUAUCGUGAUGCUGAUGAUGCUGUUUAUGAAUUAAAUGGCAAAGAACUGUUAGGAGAAAGAGUUACCAUCGAACAUGCACGAGGUUCUCCGCGUGGAAAUGAUGCUUACCGAGAUAGGAAUCGUGGUUAUCGUGCACCUCCUCAGAAUCGCAGGCGUCAGGGUGGUGGACGUGACAAAAGGUACGGACCACCUACCAGGACAGAGUACCGUCUCAUUGUGGAAAAUCUCAGUAGUCGUGUUAGCUGGCAGGAUCUAAAGGAUUAUAUGCGUCAGGCUGGAGAAGUGACUUAUGCUGAUGCCCACAAGCAACGUCGCAAUGAAGGGGUGGUGGAGUUUGCUAGCCUGUCUGACAUGAAAAAUGCUCUAGAUAAGUUGGACGACACUGAUUUGUCAGGCCGCCGAAUCAAACUGGUAGAAGAUAGAGCUAGAAGGAGGUCUCGCUCACGUUCCAGGACCCGCUCGAAGAGUUCUCGUAGCCGCAGUAGCAGUCGGAGCCGCAGCAAGUCUCGCUCUGCAUCCAAAUCUCGUUCUCGUUCAAAGAGCCCCGCCUACAAAGCUAGGCGCUCCUCCAGUCGAAGGCAGGACUCCCGCAGUCGAAGUCGUAGUGCUUCUGCCGAUCGCAGACGCUCCCGUUCUGCAUCUCCCCCCACUCGGAAGAGCCGUUCCAGGUCCAGAUCCGAGCCGAGACGGAGUAGGUCCCGCUCCCCCUCCUCGGGCAAAGGAGGGGACUCCCCCAGGAAAGUUGCCUCCGAUCGUGAAGAGGACAAAGAUUGAUUUUUUUUCCCUCUUUACUAAGUGGGGUUUUAUAAUCAUUUUGGAUUUGGAUUUCAAUUUUAUAGGUGGGUGGUGUAAAAGUGCAGAUUUUUUGUCUGCAUCCAACUGUGGAUCAGAUGGAGUUUGUGCAAGUCCUCUCAUUAAAUUCCUAAUCAUUAACUUUAGUUGGUGCAUUAAACCAUCUCUCUUUUUUUAUUUGAAUAGCUUAGAACUUCAAGCUAUUCAGUUUUAAUAGUUAUAAUGUAGCUGGUAUUUAAUCAUUUUAUCUGAAUCAUUUCAUCUGAGAAAUUACAUUGUCUGUUGUGGAGUAACACUUGUAGUGUUACUUUUCUUGUAUUAUAGAAUCAUAUUAAACAUAUUGCAAAGCUAUUUGAAUUCCAAGAAAUGUGUAUGAAUGUUCAAUAAAUGUAGGAAUAAAACCUCUUGUUUGUGCAAUGACUUUCAACCAAUUUCCCUCUGAUUUUUUUUUUUUUUUACUAUAUUGUUGCUAAAUUUUAUUUUGCAUAAAAUCUCUAUUCUACCUCUACUUUAUUUCCAAAUUAGGUACUUAAUGCAUCAAAUUGAAAAAGUACUUCCAAUAAAAUUAACUAAUCAAAUGUCUGACACUAAUUUUAUGAAUGUAUAUCCUUCUUUUAUUCCUCAAUUAUUGUAGAUUAAAUAUUCAAUUUCAUAAACUUAAAAACAAAUUUAAUUAGUAUUUUGGAAUGAACCUAACAAUUAUUCAACCAGUACAAUCUUCAAUGUUUUUGCAUUAAGAUCAGUUAGAGAUGUUUCAAUAUUUGAUACAAUUUUGUCAUGACUUUGAGGGAAGAAACAAUGUCGUUAGAAAGAAGUUCCAGAACGCAUCUUGCUCUAAAUGUCAUGGCUAGUUCAGUGUUCUAUAGUUUUUUUUUUUCUUUUUUUUCCCCUUGAAGUAUAAGAAGCAGAUGUUAUAACUUGUGCAAAUAUUAUGCUAUUUGAAUUCCAUAGGCCUGCUGUUUGUCAUCUUUUUAAAGGACCUAAACAUUUCAUGUUUCAAAUUGUCUUUUUUUUUUGUAAAUUGAGUUUCAUUAAUAAAUGCCAAUAUUUCUCGCA